This is a messenger RNA of Cololabis saira (Pacific saury), 2356 nucleotides long. Its product is annotated as calpain-2 catalytic subunit-like. Lineage: Eukaryota; Metazoa; Chordata; Actinopteri; Beloniformes; Belonidae. Gene Ontology annotation, cellular component: cytoplasm. The record is from RefSeq and is a predicted model, not a curated record. Gene Ontology annotation, biological process: proteolysis. The transcript is spliced from 21 exons. Gene Ontology annotation, molecular function: calcium-dependent cysteine-type endopeptidase activity; calcium ion binding. The coding region runs from base 152 to 2257 and encodes 701 amino acids.
GCUCCUCCCCUCCUGGCAUUGCACACCUGUAACCUGAGCAACCACUCCCAAACUCCACCAGACUCCACUUUCAAGGACUCCGGAACCGCCAGAAUUAUCCAGGACCAGCGCAACUCCAGACCAGUCCAGGACCUUGCAGACCUGCGGGAUCAUGUCGAGCAUCGCGGCCACCUUGCAGCACCGGCGGGACCUGCAGCGGGGCGUGGGGACCAACAGCCGGGCUCUGCGGUACCUGGACCAGGACUACGAGGCUCUGCGGGACCGCUGCCUGGAGACGGGACAGCUGUUCCAGGAUGACACCUUCCCCGCACUCACGUCCUCGCUGGGCUUCGACGAGCUGGGACCGCGGUCCCACAAGGUCCGGGGCGUCACCUGGACACGACCCACGGAGCUCACCUCUGAACCAGAGUUCAUCUUGUCCGGCGCCAGCAGGACAGACGUGUGUCAGGGAGCUCUGGGUGACUGCUGGCUGCUGGCCGCCAUCGCCUCCCUGACCCUCAAUGAGGAGGUUCUGACCCGGGUCGUCCCUCACGGACAGAGCUUCAGGGAUGGAGAGUACGCCGGCAUCUUCCACUUCCAGUUCUGGCAGUUUGGUGAGUGGGUGGAUGUGGUUAUCGACGACAGGCUACCAGUCAGAAAUGAUGAGCUGCUGUUCGUCCACUCUGCUGAGGGGAGGGAGUUCUGGAGCGCCCUGCUGGAGAAGGCCUACGCCAAGCUAAACGGUUGCUACGAGGCUCUGUCCGGGGGUUCGACCACCGAGGGCUUCGAGGAUUUCACCGGAGGAAUCGCAGAGGUCCACGAGCUGAGCCGACCCGACCCCCACCUGUUCCAGAUCAUCCAGAAGGCUCUGGGCCGAGGCUCACUGAUGGGCUGCUCCAUCGACAUCACGAGCUCGGCGGACUCUGAAGCCGUCACCUCUCAGAAGCUGGUGAAAGGCCACGCCUACUCUGUGACAGGUGCAGCUGAGGUGGAUUAUCGUGGUGACACAGAGAAGCUGAUCCGGAUCAGGAACCCCUGGGGUCAGGUGGAGUGGACAGGGGCCUGGAGCGACAGCUCGGCGCAGUGGCGUUACAUCAGCGACGAUGACCAGCAGCGUCUGAGCCACCGCUCAGAAGACGGAGAGUUCUGGAUGUCCUUCCAGGACUUCCUGCGCCACUAUUCCAGGUUGGAGAUCUGUAACCUGACCCCGGAUGCUCUGAGCGACGAUGGCGUCUCCAAGUGGGCGCUGUCCAAGUUCGAGGGCAACUGGAGGAGAGGAUCCACCGCCGGCGGCUGCAGGAACUACCCCAACACGUUCUGGAUGAACCCUCAGUUUGUGAUCCGGCUGGACGAGGAGGACGACGACCCGUACGACGACGAGGCCGGCUGCAGCUUCGUGGUCGGUCUGAUCCAGAAGAACCGCAGACGCAUGAGGAGGAUGGGCAAGGACAUGCACACCAUCGGGUUCGCCAUCUACGAGGUUCCUGAUGAGUUCUCCGGGCGGAGGAACCUCCACCUGGACAGAAACUACUUCCUGCGUCAUGCCUGCAGUGCUCGCUCUGAAACCUUCACCAACCUGCGGGAGGUGUGCAGCCGCUUCUGCCUGCCGCCGGGAGAGUACCUGAUCGUCCCCUCCACCUUCGAGCCCAACAACGAUGGGGACUUCUGCGUUCGGGUGUUCUCUGAGAAACAGGCCGACUUCCAAGAGCUGGAGGACCCCGUCGAGUCCCGAGUAGAGAAGAUUGAGAUCGAUGAGGACGACGUGGACGACCGCUUCAAGGGUCUGUUUGGGCAGCUGGCGGGACAGGACUGUGAGAUCAGCGUCUACGAGCUGCAGAAGAUCCUCAACAAAGUGGUGACCAAACGUUCCGACAUUCAGACCAGCGGCUUUGGCAUCACCACAUGUCGCAACAUGGUCAACUUGCUGGACAAAGAUGGCAGCGGAAAACUGGGCCUGGUAGAGUUUAAAGUUCUCUGGACCAAAAUCGAGAUCUACCUGAAAAUCUACCGGGACAGAGACAUGGAUAAUUCGGGCUCCAUGAGCUCCACGGAGAUGAGGACGGCUGUGGAGGAAGCUGGUUUCAGUCUGAACAGUCCUCUCCACCAGGUGAUCGUCGCUCGGUACAGCGAACCGGAUCUCAGCAUCGACUUUGACAACUUUGUGUGCUGUUUGGUUCGUCUGGAGACCUUGUUCGACACGUUCAACGUGCUGGACAAAGACGGAUCUGGGACGGUGGAGCUGAACCUGCUGGAAUGGCUCAACGCGUCAAUGCUCUGAAGGACCAGGACCAGAUCCAGGACCAGGAGCUGAUCCAGGGCUGGAGGAAAUGGUGUUAAAAUGCUGACAAUAAUCAAAAUAAACCCAUAAACAUCUCCA